This is a messenger RNA of Patiria miniata (bat star), 3146 nucleotides long. RefSeq names its product phospholipase DDHD2-like (gene sec23ip). Gene Ontology annotation, molecular function: metal ion binding; protein binding. Gene Ontology annotation, cellular component: COPII-coated ER to Golgi transport vesicle. The transcript has 16 exons. The record is from RefSeq and is a predicted model, not a curated record. Bases 65 to 3064 code for a protein of 999 amino acids. Lineage: Eukaryota; Metazoa; Echinodermata; Asteroidea; Valvatida; Asterinidae.
AAACAGCGCCCUCCAUUGGUGAACUUUUAUAUGACGUGUCGUGCAGCAGAAAAGGGGCUGAAUCAUGGCUGAUCCGAAUCAGAAUCCUCCGCCUUUAUUGCUUUUUCCUGCCAGUGAUAGCUUGGCACCGGACGCUUUUAGACCGGUUCCAGCAACUGCAUCACUCUUUCCAACUGAAGAUGGUGAAGCUGACAGUUUUCUUGGCCAGACAGCCGAGCCCUCUGUUGGCCAAACCACCCAGCCACAAAUUCCCUUCUUCACAACUGCAUCGUCCGCCAGUGCCUCGGACCCUUUUGCCAACAUCAGCCAACCAGCAUCCCUCCCCACUCAAGCCCAACAAAGUACCACGUUGACGACAAAUCCAACCCAGCCUCCGCUAUAUGCCCCUUCAUCCUCCUGUCACCAGCCUGUCAGUUUCUCAAGUCCGGCACCCCCACAACCCUCUCAGCAGUACUCCAGCGGUCCACCCAUUGGCACCCCUAGUAAUCGACAAGGACCCCCCAUGUCUGCGCCCCAUGAUCCCAAUGCACCCCCACCCACAGGCCCACCACAGGGGCGAACUGGGGGCUUUGGAGGGGUAAAGCUUGGACAGGGAUACAAGCCGGUACUCCACCCUAUGGGUGGGGUGGGAUCGACACCUACAAGUACACCUCCGAUGGGGACUCUCCCUCUGGGCGGACCCCCUAUGGGGGCCCCACCCACUGGAGCCCCACCCACUGGACCCCCUGGUCUCCCAAUGUUUGAUUCCUCAAGGCCCCCACCUACUUCUGCCGAUCUUCACCAUGCCCAGUCCACGGGUCCCCAGUCAGGCGCCUCUCCAGGCCCCGGGGGUACCCCAUACCACCCUGUCCAGCCACAUUGGUUCUACUGUAAGGAGUUUGAUAGGGGUGAAGUGUGGAACCCCUUUAGUAUCAUGGAUUCAAUCAGACUGGAUGAGGCACUUCAUGCUUCUUAUAACAACCUCAAUGAGGACAUCAUCAUCUCCACCAAUGGAGGGCGCUAUGACGUGAACAUCCAGCAGCGACAACGACACGCAGUCUACUGGGAUGAGAGGCCCUCAAGUGUCCGUCGAUGCACGUGGUUUUACAAGAGCGACGGCGAGAACCGAUUCCUGCCAUACGAGGAAGCCUUGGCCGAUAAACUAGAGCAAGAGUACGAGACUGCCGUUCUCAACAACGUUUGGCACAAGAGGCUUGAGUUUGCGGAUGGCGAGACCAUUGUCAUGCACAACCCCAACGUCAUCGUCCAUUUCCGACCCCCGUCUAGGGCAGAUGAUUUUGGCACCUCCCCCGAUGGUCAGAUGAGACCCAGGGUUGUCAAACGUGGAGUGGAUGAUGUGGAAAAUAUUGAUCAAGGAGAACCGAACCAAAUUGAUCAUUUGGUCUUCAUAGCCCAUGGCAUUGGGCCUGUCUGUGACCUACGGUUCAGAGGGAUCGUUGAGUGUGUGGAUGACUUUCGUUCUGUCUCGCUGGGCUUGAUGCGUUCACAUUUCAAGCACUCACAAGAAGAUGGCAGGACUGGACGGAUCGAGUUCCUACCCGUCUACUGGUAUGAUGCCUUGCAUGGAGACGCGACAGGUGUUGACAGACGUUUGAGACGCAUCACCUUGCCAAGCAUCAGCCGUCUUCGCCGGUUCACCAACGACACCCUCCUGGAUAUCCUCUUCUACUCCAGUCCCUCCUACUCCCAGAAGAUCGCUGAGCACGUCUGCUCGGAGAUCAACCGCCUCUACCAGCUGUUCCAAGACAGAAACCCUGACUUCCGGGGACAAGCUUCUAUUGUUGGACACAGUCUAGGUUCUCUGAUCGUCUUUGACCUCCUGUCCCACCAGGGAGAUGGCCAACCAAACUUACAAACAACCGACUCCCACACGGACACACCCGUCACUCCGGACCAAUCCCUCGCCCUGCCCGGCGAUGAACUCACUGAGAAUGUAGCCAAUGAGGAAGCCGAGGAAGAGGUCAUGACCCUAGACAGUGCCCUCGCUCAGCUGGGACUGAUCGACUUCCUGCCCAAGUUUCAGGAGGAGCGGAUUGAUAUAGAGACUCUGCUCAUGUGUAGUGACUCUGACUUGAAGGAGAUGGGUCUCCCUCUCGGACCCAGGAAGAAACUAGGUGGCUUCUUGAAGGAGCAAGCAACCAAAGAGGAGAGGAACAGGAAAGCUCGCGAGGCCAGGAUGAAGGCUGAAGCAGAGAAACAAGCCAGAGAAGUCUUGGAGCGUGAGAGGCAGGAAGCCUCAUCAGCAUCACAGUUCAACGAUGUGUCUGCACACUCUGUACACAUUGACUUUGAACCUGGAUCAGAAGGUGUCGGCCAACCGCUUGUCAGAUACUCUCAGCUAGACUUCAAGCCCCAGGCUUUCUUUGCCAUCGGGUCGCCCAUCGGCAUGUUCCUGACUGUCCGAGGGGUCAGUAGGGUCGGGGAAGAAUACAAACUACCAACCUGUGACGGCUUCUUCAAUAUGUUCCAUCCUUUUGACCCAGUUGCUUAUAGGAUGGAACCGCUGGUUCAUUCUGACAUGGCUGAUGUGAAGCCAUUCCUGAUGCCACACCACAAAGGUCGCAAACGCUUCCAUCUAGAAUUGAGGGAGAGCCUCUCGGCCUUUGGCUCAGACCUCAAGCGCAACCUGAUCGACUCCAUGAAGAAAACCUGGAAGUCCAUCCACGAGUUUGCCUUGGCUCAUCGGAGCGGUGCGGAGGCUGCGGUCCCUGCUGUCUCAUCGGAGGAGAUGGAGGCGGUGGCCGAGAAGCUAAGCAUGGAGGAGAUGGCGAGACAAGAGCAGGAACGAGAAGGGUUGUCAUCAAGGGAACCAGGUCCAUCCACAGAAUGUGAGCUGAGAUUGGGUCAGCUGAACAAUGGACGUCGGAUAGACUACGUCCUCCAAGAGGCACCACUGGAGAGCUUCAAUGAGUAUCUCUUUGCACUGGGAAGCCACACUUGCUACUGGGAUUCUGAGGACACAGUACUACUGAUCUUGAAGGAGGUGUAUGCAUCAUUGGGCGUGUUUCCUCUUGUUCAUGGUCCCAAGCAAGACUCCACUCCAGCCACGCCCUUACAUCACUAGCACAUCAACGACAUCUCAUCGUUACUUUAAAUUUUUAAAGGAAUAUGAGCAGCUUUGACAUAUUGUAGUAAACUGCUGCUAG